AGUCCACCUACAAGUACUACGACACACUGCCAUCUUAACAGUCACGCACAGGCCAACUGUUGACAUAAUACUAACCACGCCAGACCCCGAAAACUUGUUCACACGUUCAAGCUUAUGAACCAGACUCACAAGAUGGGAGACGCUGGAGACACCAUGGCCACGAAGCCAGUAUUGUUCUUCGACAUCGACAACUGUCUAUACCCGAGGAGUACCAGGGUUUUCGAGCUCAUGGCUGAUCUGAUCGACAAGUACUUCUCGACUCAUCUUGGCCUAGCUCAUGAAGACGCUGUAAGACUGCACCGGGAAUACUACACCAACUACGGCCUGGCCAUAGAAGGACUAGUUCGACACCACGAGAUUGAUCCUCUUGACUACAACGCCAAGGUGGACGACGCGCUUCCACUCGAAGACAUCAUCAAGCCAGAUGCCGAGCUGCGCCAACUCCUCGAGUCUAUUGAUAGGAGCAAAGUCCGAGUAUGGCUUCUGACGAAUGCCUAUGUGACACAUGGAAAGCGUGUUGUCAAGUUGCUAGGCAUAGAUGACCAAUUCGAGGGUCUGACCUUUUGCGACUAUGCUCAGGUGCCAUUCCUGUGCAAGCCUCAGCGCGGCAUGUAUGACAAGGCCAUGAAGGAAGCAGGGGUACAAGGCUACGAGAAUUGCUACUUUGUCGAUGACUCGUAUCAGAACUGCGUUGCGGCGAAAGACGUGGGGUGGAACGUCGCCCACCUCGUGGAGGAGGGAUUGCCGCUUCCUGAGAAGCAGGCAUCACAGCACCAGAUCCGACACUUGCGCGAAUUGCGCGACGUGUUUCCACAGUUCUUCAGGGCAACUUGAGCCUGGUGAAAACAAGACAGAUCUUAAUAGAAUAUAGACGAUGUAAU
Messenger RNA from Emericellopsis atlantica, 881 nucleotides. RefSeq names its product Haloacid dehalogenase-like hydrolase-domain-containing protein. The transcript is spliced from 4 exons. Gene Ontology annotation, molecular function: nucleotidase activity. Gene Ontology annotation, biological process: pyrimidine nucleobase metabolic process; nucleotide catabolic process. Bases 115 to 834 code for a protein of 239 amino acids. Lineage: Eukaryota; Fungi; Ascomycota; Sordariomycetes; Hypocreales; Bionectriaceae. The record is from RefSeq and is a predicted model, not a curated record.